AUGGGCGAGGCACCCUGGGAGUGCUCGCCCUACGCUGCCCACUUGUACGAUGCAGAGGAAGUGAGCUCCCCAGUGCGGGCCCUACCCGGCUUGUGCCCUGCAUACUGCGCGGCCUUCUGGCUGCGGUGCCGCUCCGUGCUGAGCCUCCUGACCGAGGACCCUGCCAGCCUGGCGCUGGAGGGCGACCGCGCCCGCUUCUGCGGCGCCCUGGAGCUGGGCGACCCCACCUACUGCUACCCUGCGGUGCUGGGCAGCGCGGUGCUGAGCCAGGGGCUGGGCCAGGUGCGGGAGGGCGCCCGCGGCUGCCUGCAGCUCUGCCUGCGGGAGGUGGCCAACGGGCUGCGUAACCCCGUGGCCAUGGUGCAUGCCAGGGACGGCUCCCACCGCUUCUUCGUGGCCGAGCAGCGGGGCUGCGUCUGGGUCUUCCUGGCCAACGGCUCGCGGGCCGCGCGCCCCUUCCUGGACCUGCGAGCGGCCGUGCUCACCUCCCCCUGGGCGGGCGACGAGCGGGGCUUCCUGGGCCUGGCCUUCCACCCCCGUUUCCACGCCACUCGCACCUUCUACGUCUACUACUCCGCCCGCGCCGGGCCCCACGAGACCAUCCGCGUCUCCCAGUUCCGCGUCUCGGCCCACGACCCCAACGCCGCCGACCCCCGCUCCGAGAGGAUCCUCCUGGAGGUGCUGGAGCCGGCGGCGAACCACAACGGGGGACAGCUGCUGUUUGGGGCUGACGAGCUGCUCUACAUUUUCACAGGGGACGGGGGGCGAGCGGGGGACCCCUUCGGGGCCUUCGGCAACGCCCAGAACAAGUCGUCCCUGCUGGGCAAGGUGCUGCGGAUUGACGUGGAGCCGGGGCCCGACGACUCCCUCUACCGCAUCCCGCCCGACAACCCCUUUGUGGGGGAGCCAGGGGCCCGGCCCGAGGUCUACGCCUAUGGGGUGCGGAACAUGUGGCGCUGCUCCAUGGACAGGGGUGACCCCACCAGCGGCGCCGGGCGCGGACGCAUCUUCUGCGGGGACGUGGGGCAGAACAAAUACGAGGAGGUGGACAUCAUCGUGCCGGGUGCCAACUACGGCUGGCGGGCGAAGGAAGGGUUCUCCUGCUACGACCAGGCACUGUGCGCCAACACCUCGCUCGAUGACGUCCCCCCCAUAUUCGCCUAUUCGCAUGAGCUGGGGCGCUCAGUGACGGGGGGCUAUGUGUACCGGGGCUGCCACAGCCCCAACCUGCGCAACCGCUACAUCUUCGGGGAUUUCAUGAGUGGGCGCCUGAUGUCGCUGCGGGAGGAGGCUGGCUCCGGGCGCUGGCACUACAAGGAGCUGUGCAUGGGCCAGGGCCAGACCUGCGCCUUCCCUGGCCUCCUCAACCACCACGUACCCCACAUCAUCUCCUUCGCCGAGGACGAGGCCGGUGAGCUCUAUUUCCUCGCCACGGCCAUCCCCACUGCAGCCGUGCCAGCCGGGAUCUUGUACCAGAUCGUGGACCCCUCCAGGUACCCACCGUCCCCCUUUGCCCGCCGGCCCUGGCAGGUUUCUGGGCAAGAAGUGGCCCUGUCUCGCACAGGGCCACCCCCCACAACCCACCCAGCCCCCAACCCCCAGCUGCCCCACAGAACGUUGCUGUCCCCUGCCACCUCCCAUCCCCCCAGGCGGGAGGCUGCGCAUCACCACAGGAAGAUGGGGCCCCGGAGGCGGCUGGGGGCAAAGCGCCCCACCUGGCAGCUGCCCCCUGGCACGGUGCAGCUGGUGCACAGGGGUGCAGUGCCCGGGAGGGGCCGGCUGGAGAUCCUGGUGGGGGGCCAGUGGGGCACAGUCUGCAACGAUCUGUUCGACAAGCAGGCAGCCGCUGUGGUGUGCCGGCAGCUGGGCUACGGGCAGGCAUUGCGGGUGGCCCGCCGGGCGGAGUUCGGGCAAGGGGCCGCGCUGCCCAUCCUGCUGGACGAUGUGCAGUGCCAGGGCUCGGAGCGCAGCCUGCUGGAGUGCCAGAGCGCCCCCCCCGGGCAGCACGACUGCGCCCACAGCGAGGAUGUGGGGGUAGUGUGCGGGCACUGGGAGCGCCAGGGGCUGCCUGUAACUUCUGCCGCCUUCCUGCCUCCCUGGGCUCUGGCAGGGGGGCAUUAA
Messenger RNA from Chelonoidis abingdonii (Abingdon island giant tortoise), 2121 nucleotides. The record is from RefSeq and is a predicted model, not a curated record. NCBI's taxonomy places the organism in Eukaryota, Metazoa, Chordata, Testudines, Testudinidae.